This is a messenger RNA of Anguilla rostrata (American eel), 2440 nucleotides long. RefSeq names its product ankyrin repeat and death domain containing 1B (gene ankdd1b). Gene Ontology annotation, molecular function: protein binding. The record is from RefSeq and is a predicted model, not a curated record. Lineage: Eukaryota; Metazoa; Chordata; Actinopteri; Anguilliformes; Anguillidae. Gene Ontology annotation, biological process: signal transduction. The transcript is spliced from 15 exons. Bases 81 to 1742 code for a protein of 553 amino acids.
AAACAAAGGUCCUGUGCAAGCUUCUUCAGGGAGUGACGCAGUGCACACCGCCUGGAACCUGGAACAGCGAAGGGUUCACGAUGGAGAAAGCCCUGGCUUUGAAAUCGAAAAUGAUGAACCACCCCUCCCUGAAAAGGGGGACCUUGAGCCCCAAAUCCUGGGUGACCACUGAGAACCUGAAGGGGUUCAAAGACUUUAUAAAGCAUAAGGAGAGCGACAUGGGCACCGACACAAGCUUUGACAAUGUUGAGAUGUUGCUGGAUACAGAAAGGGAUUACAUGGAAGCGGCAAAGAAAAACGACAUUGCCACCAUGAAGCUUCUUGGGAAAAGUGUCAACGUCAAUGCAAAAAACGUGCAUGACCGGACAGCGCUCCACUACGCCGUGGCGGGUCGAAAUAAGGAGGCGGUGGAGCUCCUGCUUCGGAGGAGAGCGAAGCUAGAUCUUCCGGACAAGCAUGGGGUGACCGCCAUCCACCUGGCCGCCUGGUUUGGGAGUUUGGACAUUCUAAAAUUACUUGUUCAAGGUGGAGCCGAGCAGAAGGUCGAAAACCAGGAGGGGAUGAAUAUCAUGCACUGUGCCGCUGUCAAUAACCACACGGACAUCGUGCAGUACAUUGUGAACGACCUACAGAUGAAAUCACUGGAUAAAGAAGACCAGACAGGGAACAGACCCUUCGCACUGGCAGCUCAGCACGGCUGUGAGGAGAUGCUGGAGCUGCUGAUGGAGGAGCCGUACUCCAUGGCCACCAUGGAAGGAGAUCAGAACGGGAAUACGCCGUUACACCUGGCGGCCAAGAACGGCCACCUGGAUGUGGUUCAGCUUCUGCUCCGGAGCUUCGACACCCGCGACACAGUCAAUAAGGCUGGAGAGACAGCUCUAUACCUGGCUGUGGAGGGGGAACAUGAGGACUGUGUGCAGGCGCUGCUGGAUGCUGGCUGUGAUGUGAACAUCGUGACUGCGGAGAAAAGCAGCUGUUUGCAUCCUGUGUCUGAAAAGGGCCACACCCCACUGGUAAAACUCCUCAUUGAAAAUGGAGUGGAUAUGAAUUUUCAGAAUCAGCACCAGCAGGCCGCUCUGCACCUGGCGGUGAAGAACAGCCACAUCCCGGUGCUCCACACGCUCCUGGAGUCCGGCUGCAACGUCAACGUGACGGAUCACAGGGGUCAAACUGCCCUACAUAUUGCAGCAGAACUGGGCAUGGUUGACAUAGUGGAGAUGAUCUUGAAAACUGGUACAGACCUGGCGAUCCAAGACAAGCAAGGAAAGACAGCGCUGGGCGUGGCAGCCAGGGCGGACAUGGUGAUCAUUGUGGAUAUGAUCAUUAAAGCAGAAAGAUACUUUGCAUGGCAGGCAGGCGUGGAAAAUAACGAAACCCUUCAUGACGAAUAUCCACUGACAUUUAAAUUAGACCACAGAAUGGAGACCAGGCAGAUCCGCACCACCCUCUGGAACCUGGCGUACAAACUGUUCAAGCCCCACGACUGGAAGACGCUGGCCAGGCACUGGCUCUUCACCGAAGAGCAGGUGGCGGCCAUCGAGGAGCAGUGGACAGGCCUCAAGAGCUACCAGGAGCACGGAAACCGAAUGAUGUUAAUCUGGCUCCACGGAGCACUUUAUACACACAAGAGUGCCGCCAAAGCCCUGCAUGAAGCUCUCCUUUCCGUAGGAAACAAAAGCGCAGCGGACAAAAUAAGGCUUGAAACCACUGGCGUUGAAGCCAAGAAAUGCACCGUAUCAUAAUAUCGGUGAAGCUUCAUCCGUUUGGACUCCCCGUAAGCCUUUGCUGUGAAUUUCACAGCCAACUCAAGUCAACAAAUGACUCAUUUCUUGGUUUCCUUCAACUGCUCCGAAUCGGAUCUUGUGAAAGAAGUUACACCAACGGUCUUCGGAGCCAACUCAGAAAUUGGUCGUCUUCCAUUUCAACCUUCCAAGGCGGAGGAAAGCUGGCAGAUUUCCUCAGAGUGAAGAGCUCCUCACAGUGGAUUCCACUCAGGAACGGAGAGCACUGUCCUGAGUUAAAAACAAGGCCCUCUUGCUCUCCAGGUCUGGCACUGAAAGACAUUUGCAUCUUAGCAUUUCAACACUAUGGUAAUUAUGACUACACAGUAAUAAUGCCUUCAUUUUCCUAUUUUCAUUACUAGAGCAAGAGUGGCCAUUUUCAUGUGUUCAUCUGUAUCAUGUGUUCAUUGGUGUUUGUAUUUUAUAUGUCCUUUACCCAUACACUCUUUACCCAUAACAUUACAAUAUUACAAAAGCUAUUGCUCGUAUGAUAAAUACUUCAGAAACUAAACAUAAAAUAGUGACAGUGUAAAGAUACUGAAGGUAUGACAGUGACAUGAUGAAUGUACUGAGUCCAAUGCUAAAUGCUUGCUUUUUUGAGAAUGAUUACAAAGUCGCAUUAUGAAUUAAAUUUUAUUUAUAAUAAUUUAAAAAACAUG